Messenger RNA from Rubroshorea leprosula, 2441 nucleotides. Lineage: Eukaryota; Viridiplantae; Streptophyta; Magnoliopsida; Malvales; Dipterocarpaceae. The record is from the annotation of a GenBank genome assembly.
ACGCCAACCUAUUAUUCCCGUGAAAAAGGACUUCUUCCUGCAACCUCCUACCUCACCUUCACGCUCCUUAAGGGACGACUCGAUCCUUCUCCUAAAAAGAUGUCGCCGCCAUCGCUGCUGCUGCUGCUUAUCAUGCUUUGAUCUCGCUGUGCGUUGUGUUCCAUCUAAAUCGAUUGCAGUCUUGCUGCGCCGCCGUUGAAUCGUGGCCGGAGCAGGGUUCCUUUCUCAGAUCGUCUUCUUCUCGACUUCAAGAUGUGAUUUUGUGCUAAAAUGAAUCCAUCGAUUCGGCAGAGGAAUAACCACCGCAUGGAAUUAGCGUCAUCGGAACCGCAAGCGAUGCCGCUGGUUGUCACCGUCGGGUGCCGAUACCGAUUUAGGUUCCGAUCGGCAUUCGAUUCCUAUUCUGUUGCUUGCGAGGCAUUUUCUGAAAAACAGCAUCCAUCGUUUUCGAUCGAGGAGCUGUAACAGCUGUCUUCUUGUUGUGCCUUUUUUUCUUCAAUUUCGUUUUUGGCCAAAAGGUUGCGAUCUUUUUUCCUUUUUCGUUGCGGUAGCAGUGAAUUCUUAGUACAUAGAAGAUGGAGGUCGAGGAUUGCGAUUUUGAAGAGAAAGAUCCAUCGGGUCGAUAUAUUCGAUAUGAUGAAAUUCUGGGGAGGGGAGCAUUCAAAACUGUUUACAAGGCAUUUGAUGAAGUUGAUGGAAUAGAAGUUGCAUGGAACCAAGUCGAUAUUGAAGAUGUAAUGCAGACACAUCAUCAGUUGGAAAGAUUAUACUCUGAGGUUCAUCUGCUGAAGUCAUUGAAACAUGAGAACAUUAUUAAGUUCCGAAACUCAUGGGUGGAUGAUAAGAACAAGACCAUCAACAUGAUAACAGAGUUAUUCACUUCUGGAAGCUUGAGGCAAUACCGUAAGAAACACAAGAAUGUUGAUAUCAAGGCCAUCAAGAACUGGGCUAGGCAGAUUCUUAGAGGUCUACACUAUCUGCAUAGUCACAAUCCCCCCAUCAUUCACAGAGAUCUAAAAUGUGACAAUAUAUUUGUGAAUGGAAAUAAUGGAGAGGUCAAAAUUGGUGAUCUUGGAUUGGCAAUUGUCAUGCAGCAGCCCACUGCCCGGAGUGUUAUUGGAACUCCUGAAUUCAUGGCUCCAGAGCUUUAUGAUGAAGAAUACAAUGAACUGGUUGAUAUCUAUUCCUUUGGCAUGUGCAUGUUAGAGAUGGUUACAUGUGAAUAUCCGUAUAGUGAAUGCAAAAAUCCAGCACAGAUAUAUAAGAAGGUCACCUCUGGGAUAAAACCAGCUUCUCUCAGCAAAGUGCAUGAUUCACAAGUUAAGCAAUUUAUAGAGAAGUGUCUUCUUCCAGCAUCGAUGAGGUUACCUGCUAUGGAGCUCUUGAAAGAUCCAUUCCUUUUGACUGAAAAUGCUAAGGAACUUGUUGUUCCUCUACAAUUCCCAAAUCUUGCGUCCAAUUUGGUGAACUUGACAAAUUCUGAACCUCAUCCCAUGGAAACAGAUCCUAACAGCAAAAAGCCUUCAGUCAAUUCCUGUCCAAAAAGCCUCAGUGAUGCUUCUCAGUUGUCGUCCUUUGAAACUGAGACUGAUAAAUUCCGCUUGAGAGGGGAUAAAAAUGAUGAUAAUACAAUUUCAUUGACAUUGCGCAUUGAUGAUCAUUGUGCAGGUCCAGCAAGAAAUAUUCACUUUACAUUCUAUCUGGAUUCUGAUACUGCAAAUUCAAUUGCUGAAGAGAUGGCUGAACAACUAGGUUUAUCAAAUGAAGACGUUUCUGUAGUUGCAGGGCUGAUUGACAAUUUGAUAACAAAGUUGGUAUCUAAUUGGGUUCCUCCCGUUAGUGGUCUUUCAAGCCUGGCAAAUCAUUUGUGUCAGUCAGUGGAGGCAACUGCCAAGGAAUCAGUCAAUUCAGAUAUAUCAGCUGACUCAGAUGCUCAAUCUGUUUUGAUCACUGUAUCCAGAAACAAUUCUGAUAUAUCCUUGAUGGAUUCGUGCUCUAUUAAUAUGAGCAUAUCCAGCUUCUUCUCUCAAUCAGUAGCAGAAAAGGACCAGUCUGAUGAGCUGAAACUUGAGCUAGAUGCAAUUGAUUCACAGUUUCACCAUUGUUUCCAAGAGCUCAUGAGGAUGAGGGAGGAAGCCAUAGAAAAUGCCAAAAAGAAGUGGUUAACAAAGAAUCGAGUCUCUGCCGUUUGAUGUAAAGAUCUUUCCCUUGAUGAUUCUUUUUUUUUUCUUCUUCUUCUUACAGUUGCAUUGCUAGUUUGCCUUCUUGUUUUUGCUGCGAUUGUUUCAACUGUGAGAAUUCAUGUCUUUAACAAAUUCCAUUUAUGUGGUUGGUUUUUUAAUGGUAGAUUAAUCUCUGAUUUUUAAGUCAUUUUGGCUUGUUCAUUUGAUACCUUAUUUCCUGUUAUUUGCUUAAGGGUAUAAUAACUGGCUGAUAAAGAA